UGGCUUAUUAAAUGUGAACUGGGUGUUAGUUAUCAGAGAAUUUUCAUAUUUUAUUUAUCUCUAACGACAAUAUCGUAUGUUCUUGAUAUUGAAAUGAUUUUUGUUCGGAUUUUAACUCGAAAUAAAUAUACACUUGAAUCAUUUACCAAUUUUCCAAUAUUUAGUUUAUCAUUAAGAGAAUUUUGGGGUCGCAGAUAUAAUCGAAUUGUUCACACAGCUUUAAAAGAAUCAGUUUUUGAACCAAUUCGGUUAGAAUUUUCAUCUCCGACAAUUGGAGCAUUGACAUCAUUUAUUAUAAGCGGUCUUUUUCAUGUUCAUACAUGGCUUGUUGCUUUUGAUGAUAAAUCAUCAUUACUUCCAACUUUUAUGUUUUUCUUUUUACAUGGCAUUGCUUGUUCUAUUGAAACAAAUAUGAAAAUUCAACUUCCUGAACAUGUCGGAUGGAUAAUAACUCAUACAUUUCUUCUUAUUACAUCACCACUCGUAGUUAGACCAUUCAUAGAAAAAGGAUCUCCAUUUUUAAUACUUAAUCCUACACCAUUCAUUAAUGUUGGAUGGAUACCAAAAUUACCUCUACCUAAUUUUUGUCCACGAUAA
Rotaria sordida is the source of this 597-nucleotide messenger RNA. NCBI's taxonomy places the organism in Eukaryota, Metazoa, Rotifera, Eurotatoria, Philodinida, Philodinidae. The record is from the annotation of a GenBank genome assembly.